AUGGACAACGGAACCUCGGCAACGGACAUCAUUACCUACAUUGGUGUUCCCCUUGCAGUGCUCGGUGUGCUUCCAAUUCUAUACACGUCUUCUCGGGCUCUCUGGACACAGCGAUCGAUCCGGUCAACAUUGAAAAGACAUGGACUGCUCGAGUCAGCAUUUACACGCGUCAGUCUAAUCGGGGGUAUCGUCGAGGUGGAGCUACCACGAUGCAGCGUCACCCCGCUCGACCGCGAGUCAGACGCCGAUUACUGGAAAUUGAACGCGCUUCAUGUGCCAUUGAAAGGCGGCGGUUGGUCGCUCUUCCACUGGAACCGCCUUGUCACGGGAAAAGUUCUGUGUCGCUGUCAAUUCAAAGACGAAUUGACCAUUCCCCAGGCGGAUGUUGAUUUCGAAGAUCUUGUUGCCUUCUUGCUUGAUCGGGGGGCUGUUCCGGAUGCACAUGGAUGGCAUAUUCUGAGAACGGUUGGUCUCUGGGCGCCGCCUGGUACUGUUAUCCUACGACCGCCGCAAGGUAUGUCUGGGGCGGUUCUUGCUGUUGCGCCUCCUGAUGACUCGGAUGGCGUGUUGAGUUUGCAGGCCAAUUGGAAGGAGCAAUGGGAUUUGAGGAACUCGAAUAGCUUGCCUCCUUUCUGGAUGAGACUCGAGCAGCCGAGGUUUGGCAAGGUGGACGGCGACGAAGAGACCACUCUUAAAUCGAUACCUGGAGCGAAGGAUCUUGCCCGGCCUGAAACUGGACAGUCCAAGCCACUGAGUCGGCAAAAUACACUUGUGGCCGAAACAAUCGCCGAGUCUAGCACAGAUUCUAGCACAGAUUCUACCUCCUCAAAGCCGGUGUCGCUUCUCGCCGAGAUCGAGCGAUUGAAAGCUCUGGCUACAGAAUCCGAUUUUGACAGUGUUCGAUUCAAGAUCGAUCAAGAACAUGUCAAGCGUGUACUCUUCGAGAGCAAUGGUAGCUCGACCGGCGAGCAGCAAGACUUAACCCGUUUCGGAGAUACCUUUGAUCUUUGGUUCGCCUGUGCUGCAUCCGCCUUAACCCAAGAUGGAUAUUCGGGAAUCUGGAACUUCGCCAUCCCGAGCAACAUCUCAAAAUUCACCCGCCAAAAGUCCGUCCCCUGUGGCGUGAUGGUUGUACUGGGCCAUUUAAACGAAGAUAACGUUCCACCAUGGGCAUCACCGCCCCCACCACUCGGCGAAUCCCACGUUGACAUCCAAGCACGAAUGCAAGAGGACAAUCUCGCCCGACGACUCGAAAGCACCAUGCCGCCCGCCCAAGCCGCAGAGGCAAGACAAGUCCGCAUGCUACGCGAGUCACAACGUUUUCACAAUGGCCACAUCAAGAGAAUGCACGCGCAUGAGGAGUAUCAGGAACGACGACUUGUUGAAGCUAUCCAGUCACCACGGCUUGAUAACCUGGUCAUCGCCCAAGCAAAUCUUGCCUAUCUUAUUGGUGAAGAGAUCGUUCCUUGCGAUUACACUUUAAAUGAUUUGGCGCAGGCUGUGCUGUAUCUUAUGAUUCUUGAUGAAGGCCAGGCGAAGCUUAUUGCUGAUAUCCUGGAGAGAUGGAUGUUGUGGUGUCAGUUUGGUGGAAUGCAGAAGGUGCAGCUUACCUUGUUGAUGGAGAAUAAGGUUGCUUUUUGUUAUGCUUCUGCGUUGGUGGCUGUUGUGCAAAGGGCGAAUUCGGGGAAUGGGAAUUUGUCUUCGGAUAUGCUGGCUUGUAUGAGAGCGUGGAGGAGAGUGAGGUUGGGGUGA
This is a messenger RNA of Penicillium subrubescens, 1752 nucleotides long. RefSeq lists its product as uncharacterized. Lineage: Eukaryota; Fungi; Ascomycota; Eurotiomycetes; Eurotiales; Aspergillaceae. Bases 1 to 1752 code for a protein of 583 amino acids. The transcript has a single exon. The record is from RefSeq and is a predicted model, not a curated record.